GGGUGAGGGCUGGAGAUGAGCGGCGAGCUGCUCACGCUAGACUGCCUCGUCCAUGUCUUCUCCUACCUGGAGGCACCGGAUCUGCUCCGCGCCGCGCGGGUGAACCAGGCAUGGAACGAAGCCGCAGGCACAACUUCCCUAUGGAGAAGGAUGUGCCUAGAUCAUUGGACCUUUUGCAAUAUUUCCAACCUGACUCCAGGUAUGCAGACAUGGAAACAGUACUAUCUCCACCGCUCCAAACUUGAGCAUGAAAUGGCAUCAGGUCGGCCAUCAGCUGAUUAUAUAUGUCGGUCCAUGAGAGGGCAUAAAGGUAAAAUAGUUGGUAUGGCUUAUCUCUCAGACAACGAGCACGUGUUUGGUGGUGGAAAGCUGAGGUCUGUGGUUUGCACUGCGUCUACUGAUGGCACUAUCCGAGCAUGGCAGGUCCAAGAGGGUACACAGAUAUGGUCAAGUCCCUCCCAGGAAGUGCCAUUUGUAAAGGUUAUUACUGUCCCAGAGUACAAACUAGCAAUCAGCACAGACACCCGUGGAACCAUCAAAGUCUGGCAUGGAGAAAGUGGGGAAGAGCUUGCUGCAUUCUCCACAUCAUCAUCCUCGUCCAGUUUGGUUGCCUACUCAGUGAACGACAAGCCCUUCCUAACUGCAGCCACUGCAGGAGGUGCUAUCUAUACGCUAGAAGUUCCUAAUCUAAAUCAGGUUUCAUGUAUUACAGCAUUUCAAAACUCUAGCAUUGAUUUAUUACUUUGUUCACCAGACGAGCAAUGGCUAGUUGUUGGAUCUACUGAGAAUGCAGAUACAUCUCCAAAGAUAUUUUAUACAGAUUGCUUGAUUAACCCGGCAGAUGAAUCACCUGUAUCUAGUUCGCUACCUGUCAACAAUUGUGCUGUAGUCUGCUGGUUACCAAAAGCACCAGCAAGAAUAGCAGUAGUGCACCAAGAUCGCAUGCCAGUUCAAAGGAACAUCACAGUGUUUGAUCUAGCUCUCAAAAAGUCUAAAUAUAAAAUGGAAGUUCUAGCUCAACAGGUUGCAAGUUUCACACUACCAGGAGGAACGUGGACCACAGAAAUUCUCAUGAAAGGACAUGGAACAGAAACAAUUCUUUUAGGAUGUGGAGCAAACUUGGAACUAUAUUCAAUUUUUGGGACUCAAGUAGAAGCUUUCCAGCAUCACAACAAUGCAAUCACUUCAAUAUGGGUGGAUGCUUUUCGUGUUGUCACAUCAUCUUUGGAUCUCUCACUCCGUGUGUACACAUGGAAAAAAGUAAACAAAAUUUCUUCACUGACAAGUCGCUAUUAUUUACUAGGGGGAACUCACAGAUGGUCAAGGGGCUUUACGGAUGUGGCAUGUGACAACAUCAGCAUCGUAGGUGUGGUGGCUGAAAGUGAUGAAACAAGUAUUUUAAGAGCAUAUUCCUUUAACCUGUAAACAGAGAAAUAUUUAAUGCUCCUUCAUCAUUUUAGCUGUAGUCUUGGGUGUGGUUUCGCAAAGCUUUCUUCUGUUAAGUACAGGGCACUAUGUAGGGAAAACAUAAGGUACUGCUAGUUCACCAUAAAGCCUUUAAGUAUGAACAAAGAGCUGUUCCCUUGGAGCAAUAUGCAGUGAUAAGCUUUGUGAACACUCCCAUUUUAAUAGAAGAGAUGCAGAUGAGCACCAUGAAGCUAGGUCCCCUCAAUCAAAAACCAUCAGUUGUGGGGGUGAAGUAAGUCUGUAGUAGACAUAAAAAUGCUACCACUCCCUCGAAUAUAAACUUCAGUAUAUCAACCAUAAUGUUUACUAGAGGUCAUACCUAAGCUAUACUUUAUCUAGUCCAAUUAUGAAAUAAAAAUAUUCCUUUAAAAACACACUAAUUUCAGUAAUGCCACCACUCUUUAUAUUAUAGCCUUUAGAAUGCAGUACCUCAAUAAGUAAACCUCACUUUCCAUUAUGAAAAUUUGGGUGCUCUUACCCUAAAUAAAGAGUCAUACAACAGUUUAAAAUUUAUUGGAUCUGCAACCAAGUACAAUUAGUCACAUGGAAAAUACUCAAUACAUACGUAAAUUAAAAUACAAGGAGGAAACAAUUCUUGAACCUGGUUCUGUCAAUAUAGUGUGGUUCAGUGCAACAUCUCCUGGCACGGUGUUUUAUCCAGAAGAUGGAUGAUAUGCUGU
Molecule: messenger RNA, 2147 nt
Organism: Terrapene triunguis (Three-toed box turtle)
Lineage: Eukaryota; Metazoa; Chordata; Testudines; Emydidae
Gene: FBXW12
Product: F-box and WD repeat domain containing 12
Exons: 10
Coding region: 16-1425 (469 amino acids)
Molecular function (GO): protein binding
Source: RefSeq, a predicted model, not a curated record